This is a messenger RNA of Lachancea meyersii CBS 8951, 975 nucleotides long. NCBI's taxonomy places the organism in Eukaryota, Fungi, Ascomycota, Saccharomycetes, Saccharomycetales, Saccharomycetaceae. The record is from the annotation of a GenBank genome assembly.
AUGGAUAUUCCACAGAUCGAAAAACUGGCUUACCAUCCUCCAGUUUGGAAUGACGAACAAGAACGAGUUCUUAGAGGCCCAUUUGACUACCUGGCGUCAAGUCCAGGCAAGAAUUUCCGAUCGGAGCUGAUCCAGAUCUUCAACUCCUUUUACAGACUACCAGAAGCUCAAAUCCACGUUAUUUCGAAGCUUGUUGAGAUUCUGCAUACUUCAAGUCUAUUGGUGGACGAUAUCGAGGACAACUCGGAAUGGAGACGUGGAUUAAAAGCAUCGCAUUUGGUUUACGGGACUCCCAUGACCAUUAAUACAGCCAAUUACAUGUAUUUUUACGCAAUGGAGUGUUUGAAAGAAUUGGCGCAAGACUCAGAAACGGGAUUGUUGAAUCAACUACUCAUAAUCUUCAACGAGGAAAUGUUGAACCUACACCGGGGCCAGGGCCUCGACAUUUACUGGAGAGACGAGCUCGUAGUGCCAGACGAACGCCAGUAUCUGAAUAUGGUAAUGAACAAGACAGGCGGACUCUUCAGACUAACAAUACGGCUUAUGGAGGCGUUUUCGACGGAGUUCAACGGUAGCGACUCUUUGGUGCCACUCAGUAACCUUUUGGGCAUCCUCUACCAGAUGAGAGACGACUUCAUGAAUCUCCAAGACGCAACAAUGAUCAAAAAUAAAGGCUUUGCGGAAGACAUCUCCGAAGGUAAGCUAUCUUAUCCCAUAAUUCACGGCAUACGGCACGGAAAACUGUCAGGAGACACGAUCGUGUUAGAUAUACUCAAAACUCGUACGCAGGACGUCGAGCUUAAGCGAAAACUGGUAAGCUAUCUGGAAAAUACUAGCGGCUCGAUGGCUUACACGCGUGAGAAUAUUCUAAGAGUAGGAGCCUUAAUUGAGGAGCGGUUUUUAUCGUCGAUUCAAAAACGCGGCUACGACACUGCGGCAUUGUUGGCAGCGGUAGGUCAUCUGUGUGCUAUUUGA